Molecule: messenger RNA, 1556 nt
Organism: Manduca sexta (tobacco hornworm)
Lineage: Eukaryota; Metazoa; Arthropoda; Insecta; Lepidoptera; Sphingidae
Exons: 2
Coding region: 130-714 (194 amino acids)
Source: RefSeq, a predicted model, not a curated record
GUCAUUGUUCUGAGGUAUACUGAGGUAUACCAUACUGUCAAAAAUCAAUUGUCAACUCAAACAAAUUGACUAUUUAUUGGUCUCUGUUGACUAUAUUAUUUAACAAAAGUUCUAAUUGAUCGGGAAAUAAUGAAUUUGCAAUGGCUAAAGUCGUCUCCUAAUUUAACCAAAGGUAUAGGUGUUAUCAAUGAACUCGAAGAUGCCCGAUUUGAACAUUUUCUUCGUCGAAUAGUGUCCAAACUGAAAACACAAAGCUCGGAAAUAUUUACGGAGGAAGAAAUGCAAAAGUUAGAAAAGAUCUUUAAAAUAACUCAUGAUGACUUAUUGUUAAGUGUGAAAACUAUCAUUUAUAUUUUUAAAAGACUGCAUAAAUUUAUUUUUAUGCCUUUAGACCUUAAGAAUGAUUUAAAAGAAAUAGGUUUUUAUAAUGAAAAAGCUGAUUUCAUUGUUAAAGUAUGGUCAUCUGAUACUAGGUUAACAUUAAAUGAAUUAAGUGGAGACAGCAUUAAUGAUUCCAGUGACUCACUUCAUUUCUCCUGGAAGCUAAACGCUGAAUUAAGUUCAGAUACUUGUAAGAAGAGUAAGGUUCCUAAAGCAUAUUUGACAUUAGCAGGAGAUAAAGAAACAUCAGUUAUUGAACUUACUCAUUCUGAAUUGUAUUCAAUGUUCAUACAGUUUGAGUCCAUACAGAAUGAAUUGGACAAUUUAAUAUGAAAUUGAAACAUUAAGACCUGUAAAUAUUAUACUGCUGCUUAUAAUUAAUAGUCUGUCUAUUACUGUUUUAGUGAAAUAAUAUAAUAUGUAGGUAUUAUUAAUCAUCAAUUAAGGUGUAUAAUAUUUCGGAAAGGAAGAACUAAAUGUAGGUAAUUAAUAGAGACUGGAUUAUGUUCAACUUAAAAAGUCUGGAAGUGGUGACCUAAAGAAAAGUUUCAAGUAAGUUACUUGUAAUGCAUUCAAUAUAAUAUCAAAAACUGGCUAAAAAUGCAUAACAUUCAUAUGUUAUCCAGUCUCUAGUAAUUUGUAAUUAGUAGGAUACAAGUAGGACAUUCAAUAUAAAUUUAAAAGUAGGUCUAUAUUUGUGUACAUGUGUCCACAACUAGGCCAAAAAAUGCAUGUUACACCAAGAAUUUAAAAAUAGUUUUCUCCUUAUCGUUACUACUCUUUUCUGAAUAUAAAAUCGUAAUUUUAAAUUUCUAUGAUAGUCUAAAAAGCAUUGUGACUCAAAUUCCAGCUUUUGGUUUCGGUAGGGGCAAAUCAGAUAUUUUUUAUUGGUAGUCAUAAUAAUUUGGCACUUGUACAUAAUUUAUUAAUGUCUAAAUAUAUAAAAUCCAGUGGGGCGAAUUCAAUCAGCUUGGGUAUGCUCAUGUCACAAAUGAUACUGUGUGUGCCAACAGACACAGCAUUUUUAUAAUUUAAAUUAUUACAAAUGUCACAUAUACAAAAGGUGCUUCUAAGAUGUAAUCAUUAAAUAUCCUUGAGCAAUAAAAUGUGUGAUAUAUGAGAAACGUUUAUCAUAAUUUAAAAUUGUUGAAAAUAAAUUUAUAUUUAUACAGUUA